Rosa chinensis is the source of this 567-nucleotide messenger RNA. Its product is annotated as NADH dehydrogenase [ubiquinone] iron-sulfur protein 6, mitochondrial. Gene Ontology annotation, biological process: mitochondrial electron transport, NADH to ubiquinone. NCBI's taxonomy places the organism in Eukaryota, Viridiplantae, Streptophyta, Magnoliopsida, Rosales, Rosaceae. The record is from RefSeq and is a predicted model, not a curated record. The transcript has 3 exons. The coding region runs from base 41 to 355 and encodes 104 amino acids.
GUUUGUUUGGUGCUUUCAGAGUUUGGGAGAGGAAUCAGCAAUGGCGUCCAGACUGGUGAAAUCCCUAAUCAAAUCAUCGUCGGGUUUGGGAUCGACGGGGACCAGAAACUUCUGCCUCGUUCGGAGUCAAAUCAGCAACCACACUGCCAAAUGGAUGCAGGAUACAAGUAAGAAGUCCCCCAUGGAGUUGAUCAACGAAGUUCCACCCAUCAAGGUUGAGGGCAGGAUUGUUGCAUGUGAAGGGGACUCCGAUCCCGCACUAGGGCACCCGAUUGAAUUUAUAUGCCUUGACCUUCCUCAGCCGGCUAUCUGCAAGUAUUGCGGUCUUCGCUAUGUGCAGGAUCACCACCACUAGAAACAGGGCAGUGAUAGUUCAGCAAGUUCCCUCGGCAAGUUCCUUGGCAGUCCUUCAUUGAAGACCUUUUCAUAAAUUUGUAAUGAUAACACCUUUAUGUGCUUCGUAAUCAGUGAAAUAAGGAUUUGAUUAUGCCUGUUGUGUUGUUCUUCAGACGUGAAUGGAUAUUGUAUUUCAUUUUUCAUUUUUGUUACCUUAUCUGUUUAUGAUUA